Arabis nemorensis is the source of this 2439-nucleotide messenger RNA. The record is from the annotation of a GenBank genome assembly. NCBI's taxonomy places the organism in Eukaryota, Viridiplantae, Streptophyta, Magnoliopsida, Brassicales, Brassicaceae.
AUGACCGAUUGGGUCGAUUUGGGAGUAAGUUCUGUUGGAGGCGCUUUGGUGUCGGAGGGUCUGAAACUUGUGAUCGAAGAAGCGAAGAAGUUCAAAGCUUUCAAACCCUUGUCAAAGGAUCUAGUAUCGACGAUGAUGAAGUUGCUUCCGGUAACUGAAGAGAUCGAUUUGAAGCAAAAGGAGCUUGAUUUUGGUGCUGGGGAACUAAAGGAACUGAACGAUACGAUCGAGAGAGCUCGUGUACUGGUUCAGAAGUUUCCAGGGGUUAGGUUUUAUGAGAAACCUAAAUAUACAAGAAAAAUUGAAGAAAUCAAUAAGGAUUUGCUUAAGUUUUGUCAGAUUGAUUUACAGCUUCUUCAACAUAGGAAUCAAUUGACGUUGUUGGGUUUGGCUGGUGAUCUUGUGAAUAAAGUUGAUGGUUUAAGUAAGAGAAUGGAUGAUUUGAGUGUUCAUGUGCCUGUUUUUAGGGAUCUUUGUUCUGUUCCUAAGCUUGAUAAGGUUCUCGUUGGAUUGGAUUGGCCAUUGAUGGAGUUAAAGAAGAGACUCCUUGCCAAUGAUGUGGUUAAUCUUGUUGUGUCUGCUCCUCCCGGGUGCGGUAAGACCACGCUUGUUACUCAACUUUGCCACGAUCCAAAAAUCAAAGGAAAAUUCGAGCAUAUAUUCUUUUAUGUUGUUUCAAGUACUCCUAACUUUAGGGUUAUAGUACAAAAUUUACUCCAACACAACGGUUACCAAGAACUUACAUUUGAGAACGAUUCUCAAGCGGUUGUUGGCUUGAGAAAACUGUUGGAGGAACUUAAGGGUCCUAUAUUGUUGGUGUUGGAUGAUGUGUGGCGGGGAUCAGAGCCCUUUCUUGAGAAAUUCCGAAUUAACUUACCAGGUUAUAAGAUUUUGGUGACUUCUCGGUUCGACUUUCCGAGCUUUGGUUCCAAUUAUCAGUUGAAACCUUUGGAAGAUGAAGAUGCCAGAGCCCUUCUCAUUCAGUGGGCAUCGAGGCCUUAUAAUGUGUCUGAAACUGAAUAUGAAGAUCUUCUCCAAAAGAUAUUGAAACGAUGCAAUGGAUUCCCAAUCGUAAUUGAAGUAGUAGGCGGUUCACUUAAAGGACGAUCUCUAAAUACAUGGAAAGGCCAAGUGGAAAGCUGGUCCGAAGGGGAGAAAAUUCUUGAUAAUCAUCAUCCUACUGUGCUAGAAUGUCUGCAACCUAGCUUCAAUGCCCUAGAAUCCAAUCUCAAAGAGUGUUUCUUGGACAUGGGCUCGUUUCUUGAGGACCAAAAGAUACGUGCUUCAGUAAUAAUUGACAUAUGGGUGGAAUUAUAUGGUAAAGGUAGUAGUACCAUGUGCAUGAAGUACCUUGAAGACCUUGCCUCUCAGAAUCUGCUUAAACUUGUUCGUCUCAGCAGAAAUGAGCAAGAAGACGGUUUCUACAAUGAGUUCUUAGUCACUCAACAUGAUAUCCUUAGGGAGUUGGCUAUCCAUCAAAGCGAAUUAAAGGAAAACUUGGAAAGAAAAAGACUAAAUUUGGAGGUAAGAGAGGGUAAAUUUCCAGAUUGGUGUAUGGAUCUAAAGGAGCCUAUUAAUGCUCGUCUAUUGUCUAUCUCCACGGAUGAUUUGUUCUCGUCGAAUUGGGAUGAAAUGAAGUUCCCUAAUGUUGAGGCUUUAGUUCUUAAUAUCUCUUCAUUAAACUAUGCAUUACCAAGCUUCAUUUCUACAAUGACGAAGCUAAAGGUUGUGAUCAUCAUAAAUCACGGUUUUUAUCCAGCAAGAUUGAGCGAUUUCUCGUGUCUCAGCUCAUUACCAAACCUGAAACGGAUCAGACUGGAGAAAGUUUCGGUCACUUUUCUGGACAUUAUCCCGUUGCGAUGCAGUAGUCUUAAAAAGCUAUCCUUGGUGAUGUGUAGUUUCGGUGAGGCUUUCUACGACGCAGAAGAAAUAAAUGUCUCGAAAUCUCUACCGAGUUUACAAGAGAUUGACAUAGACUAUUGCUAUGAUCUUGUUGAGUUACCGUUUUGGGUCUCUGAAGUUGUUUCAUUGAAGAUACUCAGCAUCACAAAUUGUAACAAGUUGUCUACACUUCCAGAAGCUACAGGCAACUUGAGUAAACUGGAAGUGUUAAGGCUGCGUUCUUGUAUUAAUCUCUCUGAGCUGCCUGAAACGACUUCGGAACUCAACAAUCUGCAGUUUCUGGAUAUUUCUGAUUGCCAAGGAUUGAAGAAGUUACCCCUAGAGAUUGGGAAGCUGGAGAAACUAAAGAAGAUCUCGAUGAGGAAGUGCUCGAGAUGCGAACUGCCGGACUCAGUGAGGAACUUAGAGAAUCUGGAGGUGACAUGCGAUGAAGAAACUAGAACGAUCUUGUGGGAAAGGUUGAAGCCAAAAAUGAGAAAUUUGAGUGUUUACGAGGAGGAAACAGAGUAUAACUUAAACUGGCUUCAUAUGUUUUAA